AUGUCUCUUCCAGGAGCUCUGCCAGAGAGCACGCUGAAGCUCAUCAGCCAGCUCGCACCGGGAACAGUCGCAGACACGGCCGCUCUCGCUGCAGCAGGUCUUUUAUCUGCCGCGUAUGUCUUGCGCGGAUACGCCUGGGAUAAGCCUGAUCCGUACAACUACAUCUGGUACGAGAAGCCUCAACAGGGCACCGCCGGCAACGCCGCAAACAAGAAAUCCAAGAACAUUGCCGAGAGGUUAGAAGAGCUCGGCAAAGAUGUCGUUGUCUUCUGGGGCUCGCAGUCUGGCACCGCCGAGGGCUUCGCGAACCGUCUCGCUCGCGAGCUGCACCAGCGUUUCCACCUCAACACCAUGUCGGCAGACCUCUCAGACUACGAUGCCGACACAAUCACGCAGAUCCCUCAGACCAAGCUGGCCAUUUUCAUCAUUUCCACCUACGGCGAGGGAGACCCCAGCGACAAUGCCAGUCUGUUUUGGGACUGGUUGACCAAGCUCCAAGACAAGCCCCUCGCAUCGCUUCGCUAUGCGGCGUUCGGUCUGGGCAACAGCAACUACAGAUACUACAACAAGGUCGUCGACGUUGUCGACAAGGCUCUUGUAGACUGCGGUGCCUCGCGCUUGGCGCCCGUUGGCCGUGCGGACGAUGCGGUUGGAGCUACAGAGGAGGAUUUUCUCUCAUGGAAGGACGACUUGUACAAGGUCUUCCGUGAUGAAUUACAACUGAAAGAGCACGAGGUCGUCCACGAGCCAUCUCUGGCUGUUGUCGAGGAUGAGUCUCUGGAGCCGCAGGAUCUUCAUAUUGGCGAGCCAGUACACUUGAUUGAGGGCUCCGGAAAGUCAACGGCCAACUCAGCGAUUAAGGCAUUGAAGAUCAAAAACGCUCGCAGCUUAUUCUCCUCCCCUGGUCGCAGCUGCCUUCACCUAGACCUCGAUCUAGGAAACAGCUCCCAAAUCACAUACAAGACGGGCGAUCACCUCGCUGUUUGGCCCAUCAACCCUGAUCAAGAGGUUGAGCGUCUCCUCAACGUCCUUGGUCUCUCCGAGCGCCGGAGUAUUCCCAUCAGCAUCAAUGCCCUCGACGCCGCCGUGAAGGUCAGAAUUCCUACACCAACAAACGUUGAGACGUUGUUCAGAUACUACCUCGAGAUCUGCGCCGCCGUUCCCAGAGACGCCGUACGAGGCCUCGCCCAGUUUGCGCCAUCUGCCGCAUCAAAGGAGAUUCUCCUGAACCUUGGCCGCGACAAGGAUAACUAUGCCGCUUUCCUUGCAUCUAACCACCUGACCAUCGGCAAGCUUCUAGAAUACGCAGCUAAGGCCGACGGCCAGGCGACGUCGUCUGCCUGGUCCGGAAUCCCUCUCUCCUAUCUCAUCGAGACACUGCCUAGAUCCCAGCCGCGCUACUACUCCAUUUCCUCCUCCAGCGUCGUUUCUCCCAAAGCUCCCAGCAUCACCGUUGCUGUUUCUGAUACCCCCCUGUCUGCUUCUCCCACAACGGCCAUCCCCGGCCUGACGACGAACUAUCUCCAAUCUCUCUCCAGCUCUCUGCAAGACUCACAGGCAGCACAGCAGGUCGAGGGCCUCAGCUACGCCUUAUCAGGUCCUUCAAACGCACUCGAAGGCGGCCUCAUUUACGCCCACAUUCGUCGCUCCAAGUUCAAGCUCCCCAUGCUUUCCUCACACCCGCUCGUCAUGGUCGCCGCCGGUACGGGUCUGGCGCCCUUCCGAGCUUUCAUUAUGGAGCGUCUCCGUCUGCAGUCCGUCGGCAAGGACAUCGGGCAGAUGAUGCUCUUCUUCGGAUGCCAACGCCCCGAUGAUGACUACAUUUACAAGGAGGAGCUCGAGCAGAUGGAGAAGGAUCUUGGUGGAAAGCUCAAGAUCGUCACUGCCUUCUCGCGACAAGAAGGCGCGAAAAAGACAUACGUUCAAGACAGAGUGCGCGAGUUGGGCGCCGAGGUUUUGGCGCUCUUAGAGGAGAGUGCCAUUUUGUACAUGUGCGGACGGGCGAGCAUGGCUAGGGAGGUUGGCAAAACGUUGGGCGAUGUCGUGAGGGCGGAUAAGGGUUGGAGUGAUGCCCAAGUCAAAGAUUGGAGCGAAGGGUUGAAGAGGAAUCGCAAGUGGCAAGAAGACGUCUGGGGAUAG
Molecule: messenger RNA, 2139 nt
Organism: Colletotrichum godetiae
Lineage: Eukaryota; Fungi; Ascomycota; Sordariomycetes; Glomerellales; Glomerellaceae
Product: NADP/FAD dependent oxidoreductase
Exons: 2
Coding region: 1-2139 (712 amino acids)
Cellular component (GO): cytosol
Molecular function (GO): NADPH-hemoprotein reductase activity; flavin adenine dinucleotide binding; FMN binding
Source: RefSeq, a predicted model, not a curated record